Dipodomys spectabilis (banner-tailed kangaroo rat) is the source of this 2256-nucleotide messenger RNA. It is a transcript of the gene Atp6ap2, whose product is annotated as ATPase H+ transporting accessory protein 2. Gene Ontology annotation, biological process: positive regulation of Wnt signaling pathway. The coding region runs from base 137 to 1192 and encodes 351 amino acids. The transcript has 9 exons. Gene Ontology annotation, cellular component: membrane; external side of plasma membrane. The record is from RefSeq and is a predicted model, not a curated record. Lineage: Eukaryota; Metazoa; Chordata; Mammalia; Rodentia; Heteromyidae. Gene Ontology annotation, molecular function: signaling receptor activity.
GUGGGGGAGGUAGGCGAACUCUGGGAGUAGAAACCAGCUGAAGCACGUCACCUCCUCCUCCUCCUCCCGCUGCAGUGGUCGCUGGUGUCCCGUCGGCCGUGUGUCACCUUGCACUGCUUGCAGCGGCUGGAUCACAAUGAUGGCUGUGCUCCUCGUGCUCCUGUCCCUGUUGGUGGCAGGUGUUUUGGGGAAUGAGUUUAGUAUAUUACGAUCUCCAGGAUCUGUUGUUUUCCGAAAUGGAAAUUGGCCUAUACCAGGAGAUCGAAUCCCAGACGUUGCUGCGUUAUCCAUGGGCUUCUCUGUCAAAGAGGACCUUUCCUGGCCUGGCCUAGCAGUGGGUAACCUAUUCCACAGGCCCCGGGCUACCAUUAUGGUAAUGGUGAAAGGAAUAGACAAACUGGCCCUUCCCACAGCAAAUGUCAUCUCGUAUCCUUUGGAAAAUGCAGUUCCUUUUAGUCUUGACAGUGUUGCAAAUUCCAUUCAUUCUUUAUUCUCUGAAGAAACUCCUGUAGUCUUGCAGUUGGCUCCCAGUGAGGAAAGGGUGUAUAUGGUGGGGAAGGCUAACUCCGUUUUUGAAGAUCUUUCAGUCACUUUACGACAACUCCGGAAUCGCCUGUUUCAAGAAAACUCUAUUCUCAAUUCACUUCCUCUCAAUUCUCUGAGUAGGAACAAUGAAGUUGACCUGCUCUUUCUUUCUGAACUACAAGUGCUCCAUGAUAUUUCAAGUUUGUUAUCUCGUCACAAGCACUUAGCCAAGGAUCAUUCUCCUGAUUUGUAUUCACUGGAGCUAGCAGGUCUGGAUGAGAUUGGGAAGCAUUAUGGAGAAGACUCAGAACAAUUCAGAGAAGCUUCCAGGAUCCUUGUUGAUGCUCUACAAAAGUUUGCAGAUGACAUGUACAAUCUUUAUGGAGGGAAUGCAGUGGUAGAAUUAGUAACAAUCAAGUCAUUUGACACGUCCCUGGUAAGGAAGACCAGGACUAUCCUUGAGGCAAAAGCAGAGAAGGAAGUCGUUCCCUAUAACCUGGCAUACAAGUACAAUUUUGAGUAUUCGGUGAUUUUCAACCUGGUACUUUGGUUGAUGAUUGCCUUGGCCCUGGCGGUCCUUAUAACCUCCUACAACAUUUGGAACAUGGACCCUGGGUAUGACAGCAUCAUUUAUCGGAUGACAAAUCAGAAAAUUCGAAUGGACUGAACUUUCCUUACAUCAUACAUACAUACACAAGGAGUAUGGAAAUGGGUCAUUUUCUUCUAAUACGUCUUGUAGUGUGGUCUAAAGUAUAGAUAAUGUAUCUUAAAUUUAUCAAAAUGAAAAACAACGGCGAAUUUUUGUUCUCUAUUUUUUGUGUGUCUGUUGGGGCUUUUUUUAGAUUGAAUUAUGGUAUUGCUGUGAGCUGAAUUCUGUGAUAUAGACUCUAUAUUAUGCUCAAAUUUUAUGAUAUAGCCAUAUAAUAAUGUAAUGACAUUCCGUUUAAUAAAUGUGGAGAAUGCACUGAAAGAAACAUAAACCACUUACAAUAGCUUGUUAUUUAUGUUGGAAAAUGCACUGAGUUUAUUAGAGACCUUAGGAAUGCUUCAUUUUCUCACGUAGGCUAAUGAAAAUUAUCUUUCACUGUCGUAUUUUAUGAGCUAUUUGUAAAUGUCUUAAUUUGAUGUAAAUAUCUCUGAGACAAGAGAAAAGCUUUUAAAUUUAGAGCAGGCCUAAAAUUACUGGAUGUGUUCCUACAAUCAUUGGAUUUUAGAACUGAUUGACAAAAUGGCUGUUUUUUUUUUCAACCAUUUCUGCAAGUUUAGUGAUCUGUAUAGUUUUAAUAAAGGUAUUAAAAAUACUGUGCUGGGCCGGGUGAGAUUCUUAUCUCUAAUGAACCAGCAAAAACCGUGAAAGUGGAGCUCUAGCUCAAGUGGUAGAGCACUAGCUUUGAGCUCAAAAGCUAAGUAACAGUGCAAGACUCUGAAUUCAAGCCCUAGUCUGUCCCAAAAGGAAAGUAAAGAUAUGUACUAUGAUGAUUGAAGGAAAGACCAGCUUUGUGGAGUAUGGAUGGUUGUAAUGAGCCUAUAUGAAGCCAGCUUUUUAAGGAAUAUCUUGAAGCAUGAAUAUAAAAUAUUGUGAUUUCAGUAACUUUCCCUCUGUGAAGUUUCUAUGGUUUGUGGUACAACUACAUUCUAUGAAAUAUUAAGUGAAAAUGGAUGAUUUGUACUUUUCAUGUGAAAGUGGACCAAUGUGUAUAAAGAGUGACAAAUAAAGCUAAUGAUUCCAAA